AUGUUUGUCAAUAAUCACAGACAGUAUUUGCAAAACACUUAGCAUAAGCUAAGUACCGGAUAAAAUACAUACAGGGACUUGUCAUAAGAUAAAUAACCUGAAUAAAUCAAUCCCUUUGCAGUGGAGCCCUCUAGAGAAAACUUUGAGAAUGAAUUUGCCGAGGGAGUUGAGCAAGCUAAUCCCAGCAGCAAGGAGGAAGUCUAUAUAAAAGUGUCUGCAAGAGUGAGGCCAUUGCUGAAUGCAGAGCAAGAUCAUGACUCUGUGAUUAAUGUUAUCAAGGAUAAAAAGUGUCUAAAAGUAUUCACUAACCAUUACUUCAAUAAUGGAGAGAGAAACUUCUACUUUGAAAAUGUCAUCGACAGUGACUCUAAUUAAGGAGAAGUUUUCGAUGAUAUGGAAAUUAAAGAUAUGUGUGAGGCAUUUAUAAAGUAAGGUAAAAAUUGCAAUAUCCUAGUCUAUGGGCCAACCAGCACAGGAAAAACAUUUACAAUGCAAGGUGAUCUGCAAAAUCAUAUUAAAUCUAGUAUUAUCAAAAGUAUGUUUGACACUGUCACUAACAAUAUUUGCUAAAAUGAAGACUUAAUUGGCAAAGAUCAGAGUGGAGUCUCUACUUCAAAGCACAAGAAAACACUGUCUAAUAUUAAUGGAUAUAUAAACAAGAAUCCUAAUCUAAAGAAAUCUUUUAUUCUUGAUGAAUCAAAUUUGUAGUAAAAAAUUCUGCAAAAUUAAAUCCCUCCUGGAAGAAACAGGCACAGACAAUCACCAUUGCUCUAGAAAACUGUCUCAUACUAAUUUACAUCCAAAGAGUCUUAGUAGUUAAAUACUGUUUUGUCUCAUGUGAAUAGAGGUCUAAUACCUAGGACUUUGGACUGCAUUUACUCUAUCCCUAUCUAAAAAGAUAAAUUUGAAUUCAAGGUAUCUUUUAUGGAAAUUUAUAAUGAUAUUGUUACUGACUUGCUAGAUAGUGACAGCUCUUAACUUGGCUAAGCUUAAGAUUUCAAUUAUAAAGGUGGUAAAAUGACCUCUAGAUAGCAGUCAACUUAGUAAUAAAGACCAAAUAAGCAAUACUAGAUAAAAGAAAAUAUAUAUAAAGGAGUCUAUGUAGAAAAUCUAACGGAGCAUAGAGCAAACACUCUGGAAGAAGCUUAUAUAUUUUUGCUCUAUGGCUUAUAAAGGAAGAAGAUAUUUGCUACAGUCAAGAAUUAGGAAUCUUCAAGAAGUCAUACCAUAUUCUAAAUUAAAUUGAGCACCAAGCCCUAACCAUAAAAUUUCAAGUAGACUAAUAGAUCAAUGACCUAGCAGAAUUAACCACAAUCAACAAUUGUCUCUAAAUUUACUCUAAUCGAUCUUGCUGGAAGUGAGAGAUUAAAUGAGGGUGAAAAAACUAUGGAAAGAGUCGAAGAGGCUAAGUUUAUAAAUAAAAGCCUCUCUGCUCUAGGAAAUGUGAUAUAUGCCUUAAAGAAUCAGUAAAAUGUAUAUGAUAAACACCAGCAUAAAAGAGCAUCAACAAUAGCAGCUUAGAGCAGCAAUAUAAAAAAUAAAUUCAGUCAGACAGCCCCUUAAAACCUUGGUCACAUUCCUUAUAGAGAUUCGAAACUAACUCAUAUUCUAAAAGACAGCUUGGGCGGAAACUCUCAUACUCAUAUUAUCAUUACUCUCAGUCCAUCAGCCAUGAGUUUGAACGAGACACUCUCAUCCAUGAAGUUCGCUCACAAUGCAAAGUCAAUUAAAUAGCAUGUUAAAGAGAAUAUAUUUUUCAGAGAAAUUGAUGAAAAAUAAGUGAAUUCAUUUGAAUGCUAAUGUCAAAAAGAUCAUCAAUGCAAAGAAUUAAAUGAUUCUUUUGAUAGCGAGGAACUUAUCGAGCUAUCAAGGUAUUAUGAGAACCAAGAGAAUCAAAACUUCAUUAAGAAUGAGCUUGAAAAUUAGAGGAAAAAGGUUAGCAAACUUCCGAAAUCAUCAAAAAUGCUGAGACAGCUAUUCAGAAAAACUUUAGACAAACUUAAAAAGUACAAAAAUGAUUAGUAAACAAUGUAAGUCAAGAUUAUGGAUCUACAACAUGCUCUUGAGCUAAAAGAAAUACUAGCAAUGAAAUCCUACGAAGAGCUUAUAAGUAAAUAUCAGGACCAAAUAGUAGAUGGAAAUAGUUCUCCAGUUGCUGGAAGUAAAGAGAAAUCUGAAAGAUUAAGCAUGAAUCUCGUGAAAUCUGGUUGGGGCAUGAAAAAUGAAUUUGCGAGGUAUAACAGCAGGUCAUUAAAAAGUUUGAUGCAAUAAGAUUAGUCAAGACCUACUAUCCAAGAAACAACUGAGCUUCUUAGCUUAAGCUAAAACAAUGGAGCAGGUGGAUCUAGUGUUGCUAUUGAUGAUAUUUCCAGAUUUACAUCUUCAAUGAAGGAUGAAACAUAGAACUUUAUUCAGUAAAAUCAGUUAAACAUGAUGCAAAUUCUGAAAAAGAGGGAGGAAUUUCUACAUAGUGAAAGUCACCUUAAUAGCAAUAGUGUUGGAAUUAAAUACCAAAUUGAGUUUAAUAAGUUUAACCUUGAUUAAGAUUGCCUAAACAAUAUUUAAGGUAGAACAAGAAAGAAUGAAUUAGAUUCAGUAAAAGCCUCGAUUGAUCAUACUGACUUACAAAAGUAAUGCAAUGAAGAACUAGCCACUAUAAGCUAGAACAACAAGUCUAAAAUAGAGGAACCCUUAAUUUAUAAAACAAUGCAUCAUUGUAUUGAGAGUUCAUCCUAAUACUAUUGCAAUGUUUAUAGCCAGCAUUCAGGCUAUUUUACACCCAAAUAGCAAAGUUUCAUUAUAAACCCCUAAGUUAAAAAUACAAAUUAAUUUGAAUUAAUUCUUGGAAGUGGGGGUAGACAUUUUAAAUAACAACAACAGCCAUACCAAUUUCUUGGUGAAAGUUCUAAAAAGCAAAUUCAGAGUGCGAGGGCAAGCUAAAACUAUAGUAAAAGAAUUGCAGUCACUCAGCAUUAAUAAAAUAAUACACUUAUAAAUUCACCCUUUAGCAAUUAAAGAUUAUCUAACUGUUUUGAUAACCAUAAUUGUGAUGAAUUUACUUAUAAUGAUUGUUCUCACUAAAGAUAGUUUACAGAGUCAAACGCUUAGUAGAUAUCUUUCAAGUAAUUUUGGAGAAAUCUAAAUAAACUAAACAAAGAGGACAAGCUUUUUGCAGAUAGAACAAAUAAAAAUAAUAUUAUAUUGACACCUUCUGUGAUUCAAAGUGAGAGAUCAUCUUAGAACAAACAUUUCAAUUUCUUAGAUUCAGCAUCUAACCUACUCUCAGCUAGAGAGAAAAAAUAGCAGAUCGAUAAAUGCUACUCCUCGAAUCAAAGUAUCAAGAGAGGUGAUGAGGAAAAGGCUAGGAAGAUGUUUUAUCCAGUUCUUACAAAGAAUGGCAAUCUUGGCUACGUUUCAAAUACAGAUUCUGCUGCUAUUUAUGAUAUGAUUGAUGAGGUCUCAUUUGAAACUAAUCAUGAUGGAAGUGGAAGUGCUCUUGGCCCUCAUAUGAUUCAAGAUUCAGGCCAGAAUUCAAUGUAGUAUAGCUUGGGAGCUAUUUCAUUCGGGGUUAGGCCCUAGAAAAAAGAUAAAAGAUUAGACAAAUCUAAAGAAAACAAUAGUCAUUUCUCAAAAACUUACGACGCUUAACCAAAUACAACCAGAGCAAUAGUUAAAAGAAUGACUUCAAAAGUAGGUUAAGACUCAACUAUUGAUAGAACUAGUAAAACAAGGUCUAGCAUUCCAUUUGAAAAGUCGAGUGAGUACAAUCAUGUAGCCUCAACUAAGGCAAGUUUCAACAGCAAGGUAGGAACUGAUGUCCGCACUCAAAUAUUGAGCUAAGCUUUAGCUCUAGUUUAAAAGAGAAAUAAAAGCUAAAAUCUUAAUGCUGGUAGUGGUAAAAUAAAGAGCAAGACUCACAAUUACUAGGGAAGCAUUAUUGAACAGCCUCAGCAACCCCAAUAGACUUAUCAUUAGCAGUCAGUGAAUAGGCAGGGAUUGACUUAAAAUUCAAGGAAUAUUAGUAAACAGACUUAAAAAGUAGUGGCCGGGAUGAGCAAUGGGUUUGGAUGCUUUUUCAGCUACAAAAAAAAUAACCUGAAGUGA
Stylonychia lemnae is the source of this 4104-nucleotide messenger RNA. The record is from the annotation of a GenBank genome assembly. NCBI's taxonomy places the organism in Eukaryota, Ciliophora, Spirotrichea, Sporadotrichida, Oxytrichidae.